AUGUCUUAUCCAAGAGCAAGUGAUAGUUGCUUUAAUGUUGAUGUGAUUGAUGAGGUGGUUUCGAAAAAGAGGAUUACUAAUGAUCCUCUUGAAUUGGCUCUGGCGUUGGGUGGUGAUAAUGAAGAGGAGGAUUGGGAGACUCGUGAGUAUGUGAAAUGGAUUAAUUCUUAUGGUUCAUAUUACAAGAAGAAAUUUGAAGAAUUGGGGCAAGUGCAUGAGUGCCCCAUACCAUCUAUUGAGAAGCCUCCAGUCCUUGAGUUGAAGUCUUUACCGAAGCAUCUUUGUUAUGUGUACUUGGGGGAGAAAGAAACGUUGCCUGUUAUUUUAUCUUCAUUGCUAUCAAAACGUGAAGUAGAAAAACUUUUGAGGGUUUUGAGGGCUCAUAAACGUGCUAUUGGGUGGACUUUGGCUAAUAUUCGAGGAAUUAGCCCUUCAACGGUUAUGCAUAGGAUUCUUAUGGAAGAAGAUAGCAAACCUUCCAUUGAAGCUCAACGAAGGCUAAAUCCCUCUAUGAAGGAUGUUGUUUGGAAGCAAAUACUUAACUGGUUGGAUGCGGGGGUAGUCUAUCCUAUUUUUGACAGUGCUUGGGUGAGCCCUGUUCAAGUGGUGCCUAAAAAGGGAGGAAUAACUGUGGUAAAAUAUGAGAACAAUGAACUCAUCCCUACUCGUAUUGUGACGGGAUGGAGAAUUUUUAUUGACUACCGCAAGCUGAAUAAGGCGACGAGAAAGGACCAUUUCCCGGUGCCAUUUGUGGAUCAGAUGCUUGAUAGGCUUGUAGGCCACAAUUAUUAUUGUUUCCUAGAUAGGUAUUCAGGUUACCACCAAAUUGCCAUCGCUCCGGAGGAUCAAGAGAAGACAACAUUUACCUGCCCAUAUGGUACCUUUGCUUUCCAAAGGAUGCCUUUCGGUCUUUGUAAUGCGCCAUCCACUUUUCAAAGGUGCAUGAUGGCUAUUUUCUCCGACAUAGUAGAAAAAAGUGUCGAAAUUUUUAUGGAUGACUUCUCGUUGUUCGGGUCUGAUUUUGAUGAAUGCUUGGAUCACCUCAAAGCGGUUCUUAAACACUAUGAAGAAUUGAAUUUGGUACUUAAUUGGGAGAAGUGCCACUUUAUGGUGAGAGAACGGAUUGUCUUGGGACACAAAAUUUCUAGUAAAGGCAUUGAAGUGGAUCGGGCCAAGAUUUCUACUAUAGAGAAUUUGCCACCUCCAAUUUCAGUUAAAGGAGUGAGGAGUUUCUUGGGCCAUGCGGGGUUUUAUCGGAGAUUUAUCAAAGAUUUUUCCAAGGUCUCGAAGCUAUUGUCCACCUUGAUAAUGAAUGGGGUCCCUUUUGAUUUUAAUAAAGAAUGUUUGACUGCUUUCAAGACUCUCAAGGAGAAGCUCAUUUCAGCGCCUAUAGUGUGUGCACCUAAUUGGGACCUUCCAUUUGAGCUUAUGUGCGAUGCUAGUGAUUAUGCGGUUGGAGCGGUUCUUGGGCAGCGAGUGGACAAGGUAUUUCGAACCAUAUACUAUGCUAGUCGAACUUUAAAUGAUGCUAAACUAAAUAAUGCAAAAACAGAAAAAGAACUUCUAGCUAUAGUUUAUGCUUUCGAUAAGUUCUGUCCGUAUUUAAUUGGCAAUAAGGGUACCGAGAAUCUUGUGGCGGAUCAUUUGUCUAGGUUGGAAGUUGAGGAAGAUAAAAUUACCAAGAAAGUGCAAAUCAAUGAUUAUUUUCCAAAUGAGAAAUUGUUUGGGGUGAGUGACAAAGCCAAAGCACCAUGGUAUGUAGAUUAUGUCAAUUUCCUAGUGGCAAAGGUUGUGCCUCCUGAGAUGUCUAGAGCACAGUUGAAAAAAUUCUACUCUGAGAUCAAACAUUAUUAUUGGGAGGAGCCCAUCCUCUACAAACAUUGUGCUGACCAAAUAAUUCGUCAUUGUGUACCAGAAGAUGAAAUGAUCUCUAUUCUCACCCACUGUCACAGUCUUCAUUGUGGGGGUCAUUUUGGUGCUACUAGGACAACAACAAAGGUAUUGCAAUGUGGUUUCUUUUGGUCUACUUUAUUUAAAGAUGCAAAUACUUUUGUUAAGUCUUGUGAUAGAUGUCAAUGUACCGGUAACAUAUCACGAAGAGAUGAGAUGUCUCUGAAUGUUAUUCUUGAAGUUGAGUUGUUCGAUGUGUGGGGGAUUGAUUUCAUGGGCCCUUUUCCAUCCUCCUACAAUAACAAGUAUAUACUGCUCGCUAUGGACUAUGUGUCUAAAUGGGUGGAAGCAGCGGCAACUCCUACGAAUGAUGGUAUAUCUAAUGGGCAAGCGGAAAUUUCUAAUAGGGAGGUCAAGAGCAUUCUUGAAAAGACAGUUAAUAGCUCAAAGAAGGAUUGGUCUAAAAAGCUUGAUGAUGCUUUAUGGGCUUAUAGAAUGGCAUUUAAGACUCCCAUUGGCAUGUCUACUUAUCGGUUGGUUUUUGGUAAGGCUUGCCAUUUACCGGUGGAAUUAGAACAUCGAGCAUAUUGGGCAAUGCGAAGGUUGAAUAUGGAUUGGAAUGCAGCUGGGAAAAAUAGGCUAAUGCAGCAAUUGAUUGAACUUGAUGAGUUUAGGAAUGAAGCCUAUGAGAAUGCUAAGAUUUACAAGGAAUGCACCAAGAGAUGGCAUGACAAGAACUUGUCUCGCAAAGAAUUUCAACCCGGUCAGCAGGUGAACGGUCAACAAGUGAAGCCAUAUUUGGGUGGUCCCAUUGAUCAAGCCAAGUCCAUUAUCAUGUUGAAGCCUCUCUGA
Messenger RNA from Humulus lupulus (European hop), 2742 nucleotides. RefSeq lists its product as uncharacterized. The record is from RefSeq and is a predicted model, not a curated record. Lineage: Eukaryota; Viridiplantae; Streptophyta; Magnoliopsida; Rosales; Cannabaceae. Gene Ontology annotation, molecular function: nucleic acid binding. The coding region runs from base 1 to 2742 and encodes 913 amino acids. The transcript has 4 exons.